Molecule: messenger RNA, 252 nt
Organism: Puccinia triticina
Lineage: Eukaryota; Fungi; Basidiomycota; Pucciniomycetes; Pucciniales; Pucciniaceae
Exons: 4
Coding region: 1-252 (83 amino acids)
Biological process (GO): protein deubiquitination
Molecular function (GO): cysteine-type deubiquitinase activity
Source: RefSeq, a predicted model, not a curated record
AUGCAGCCCUUCUCGUCCUCCUCCUCGAGCCAUAGCCCUGCAUCCGACCCCGCCGACCACCCCUACUUUUACCAGCUCACUGGGAUCGUCCGACAUCAAGGAAACGUGUCCUCAGGACACUACCAAGCGAUCGUGUACCAAGACGACCAAUACUUCUGCUUCAAUGACGAAAACGUGUCCGUUCUGAGGCUGGAUGAGGUGCUCAAAAUCGAGGCUUAUCUCCUGGUGUACACGUUCAUCGGCGCGGCGUAG